Molecule: messenger RNA, 1181 nt
Organism: Carassius auratus (goldfish)
Lineage: Eukaryota; Metazoa; Chordata; Actinopteri; Cypriniformes; Cyprinidae
Exons: 8
Coding region: 87-1181 (364 amino acids)
Source: RefSeq, a predicted model, not a curated record
UGUCACAAACUAUUCAAUGGUGAUGUGUGUCAGUUUUUUUUAAAAGCAUAAAAUAUAUUUGAGAAUCGUAAUCAACCAGAUAUGCAAUGAUGGCGCACAAAAGAAGAUAUAAAGAACAUGUACUUGAUGAUUUGAGACAACCAUCAAAGGCCACGAAAUAUCGACGGAUAACAGAAUCUGAGAAUUAUUUUAAGUGCCGAGACCGAGGGAGUUACAAGAAGUAUCUCAAUUGCCCAUCCUCCCACAAAGAAAAGAGACGAGUCUCAACCGAGUUGUCCCAGAAUGCUCCUCAUGAAGGACCUCUGACAGAAAGUGCAAGCAGUCAGACAGCAGGACUACAGCAUGAGCAGGACACACAAAACAACAAAUCCUCAGAGCCUGACAGUGAGGCAGCCUGGAGACAGUCCCACUUAGUCCAAGUGAUGGAAUUACCCUCCACGUCAGACCAAGACAGACCUUGGACUCACAUAAGUGGGGACCAACCUGAUAUAAAAAUGCUAACAGAAUUACAGGACAUAUCCUGGACACAGCCAGAAGAGAACAAGUCUGUUCCAACUGCUGAUCAGCAUGAGCCAAACAAAAAGGUAUGGCAGGACAUAUCCUGGACACAACCAGAAGAGAACAUGUCUUUUCCAACUCCUGACCAGCAAGAGCCAAACGAAAAGGCAGGCCCAUUAACAGAUGGCGAUGAUCCUGUGUAUCCCGGCGCACCUCUGACAAAAGGACAAAGUUUACUGUUGCUUAUGUCCUUUAUACUAAGGCACAAUCUUACAGCUGUUUCACUGGACCAUCUACUGAAAAUUUUCAAUGAGCAUUUUCCAGGCAUGGUACCAGUGACCACAUAUCUUUUCCGAAAAGCUUAUGGUCAGUAUGGAAAUUAUGAACCCCAUUUCUACUGUCCAACAUGUGAAAACUACUUAGGGAAAAAUACUGGUGAGCUACAGUGUGACAUUUGUCACACAGUAACUGAUUCAGACAGCUCUCUUAAAAGUGGAUGCUUUUUCCUGGUUCUUAGUUUGGCCUCACAGAUCAAAACAUUGCUUGAGGAAAAACAACCAAAAAUUCAAAACGAUUGGUUGAAUUCAGAUACAAUUUCAGACAUCCAAUGUGGAGAUGAGUAUCAAAAACUUAAGGAAUCUGGAGCUCCAAGUACCAGAUCUGGCCCAUACAGUGCCAAGUAA